AUGAUCGUCCUGCUAAUGAUGACCAUGUCAAAACUUCGCAAACUCACCACAUUCUCCGGCCGGCUGAUUCUCCAGUCAUUAACUAUCGAUCUCGCCUUCUGUUUAAUCGCAAAUCCAAUGAUCAACGUCCCUAUCUAUCUUACCCAGAUACAUAGAGAAUUCAUCUACCACUGCAUUCCAGCCAGUUUCGCCUUAAUCGUCGUUAUUCAUGCUGGAAGCUGGACAGGAAUGGCUCUGUCUGUUAACCGCUUCUUCGCCAUCGUCGCGCCGUUCUGGAGCAAGAAGUUUCAGUCACAGCGGUACGCCAUAAUCGUCCCAAUAUGUGUCCUGUGUGUUGCGAUUGGAUGCAACAUUCCCCCACUGUAUUCCGCGGGAUUAACCCACGGACGUCUGCAGUCGGGUGGCUGCGGAUGGGUCCAUAAAGACGGCGCCACCGUCUCGCUUAUUGGGACGAUCGGCACGUAUCUGCCGCUGGGAGUGAUGUUCGUUAUAUACUCUAUUUUGUUCGUCGUGGUAGAACUGACCAAGGUAUCGAACCGGCGACAGAGUAUGGCUGGCGGUGAUCUCCCUCAGAAUCGCAUGCUACAGCGCCGGCUGCGUAUUACCAAGGCGUUGUGUUUAUCGUUUAUCUGGUACUGCAUUUGCACACUGCCACCGGCGAUUCUGGUUAUGUUUUACGCGGAAUGGUGGAACACGGAGAUACGCUGGUUAUUGUGCACGAAGACCGCCCAGGUGUUGGCAUACGCUGCCAGCCCGGUGUUUUUCUUUGCGGUCAACGGCCAGUACAGAAUUCAACUGAAGAAAAUAUGUUUGGAUAGGCUGGUUUUCCUUGGCCUUUAUCCUCGCCGCGGAACACAUAGAAGACAUAACGCUACCCCACAAGAAAAUAUGGAAUUAAACCCGGUUGGCUGUAGCCGGGAGGCACUUUGAGCGUACGUAUUUUUCGUGCUACGCGCGUUGCUUGAAGUCGUACGUACGUUUCCGAGGUUCCAACUGAUGUUUCGCAAAGUACUUACAACAAUUGACAUGUAUGACGUAUCUGCAGCUUCUAUUCUGAUUGCCUCGCAGAAAUGUCAAAACUGACGAAACCAGUCACGAUACAGCAAUUCCAGGUGGCACUGAUAGCUCGUCAUUAAACCACUGUAUAAUCAGUUUUUGUAUCACAUUAACAACUUUACAUAAAAAACUGAUGGUGGGUACUUUGAAGUUUGAAUUAUGGGCAAACACAAUCUAGUCACCAGUUACCUCUCUACGCCCCAUAUCGGCACAUGUGACAUAUCGCUUUACUAAGUCACUAACGUGCGCUUUACACGAAGUGCCAACUCUAGCACUUUCACACCGACCGCGUUAUGGAAAAUUCACACAGUCAAUGCACGGUGUAGUAUGUGGUUUGUAUUCAAACAAGUGCAGGUUUAUCAUUUUAUGCAAAUGGCUUUCUGAUUAGCUGCUGCGGAGUGAUGUUCCACGGAAAUACUUUA
Messenger RNA from Paramacrobiotus metropolitanus, 1478 nucleotides. RefSeq lists its product as uncharacterized. Bases 1 to 930 code for a protein of 309 amino acids. Gene Ontology annotation, cellular component: membrane. The record is from RefSeq and is a predicted model, not a curated record. Gene Ontology annotation, biological process: G protein-coupled receptor signaling pathway. Lineage: Eukaryota; Metazoa; Tardigrada; Eutardigrada; Parachela; Macrobiotidae. The transcript is spliced from 2 exons. Gene Ontology annotation, molecular function: G protein-coupled receptor activity.